GCCACAGCUUAUGAGAGUCGCCGUUAAAAGGACGACCGCAAGCAGAAGCCGGUUAAGUUGACGGCUUUGUCUUGCUUCAUAAGUCAUCAAGUUUGAUACGAAUGACUGGAUAUUUAAUAUCAAGAAUAUAUUUGAUAUAUAUUGGAUAUCUUGAGUAUUUACUUGCUCGAAUGAUAGCUCAUCAUCAUUUUCUUCAUUGAUGUUUGGUUGGUGCAAAAAUGCUUUGAGAAGAAAAUAAACUUCAGUGAGAAAUUAAUUGGAGUAAAAUUAAUUUAUUAAUUCCGAUCAUCAUGGAUCUCCUGUGCUGGUUCCGGAUGGUGGAAGCGCAGAAAGACGACCGCCGAGAAAUUGAAAGAAUUGUCUCCUGCUCUGGAUAUUUCUCGGCGUGAAAAAAAAAGUCUAGAUCCCAUCCAGGACGCAAUGGGAGUUAUCGGACCGUGGCAAAUAAUUAUAACUAUAGCGAUUUCGUUAACAAAUUUUCCCGCUGCGUGGAAUCAACUCGCGAUAGCUGUGAUCGCGCCUGGACAAAAUUUCACGUGCAUGUCGCCAGCGCCAAUCGAUCCCAAUGAUUCGAUGAUCAAAGCAUGUUUUGUAAAAGUAAAUCAUAGUCUGCCGGAAGUAGAAUGCACUGAAUUUACUUAUGAUCAAAGUGUUUUCAAAUCUACUAUCAUAAGUGAGUGGGAUUUAGUGUGCGAACGUCAAUAUUUAUUGAGUUUCGCUCAGCCUUUGACCCAACUGGGAAUUCUCAUUGGUAAUAUGGCAUUUGGUAUAAUUGCCGACAAGGUCGGGCGGAAAACUCCAUUGAUGAUUGCAGUGAUAAUUCAAGCUGUGACAGGAAUCAUCACUGCAUUUAUGCCACUCUAUGAAUUAUUUUUGUUAUUUAAAUUCAUUUCCGCCAUUGCCACUGGUGGAACUAUGCUAAUUAGCUUUGUCAUUGUUGUGGAAAUUGUUGGAGUCGAAACGCGUUCAAAAAUUUUGACACUUUUCCACAUACCGUUUUUACUAGGAUUUUUGAGCGUUCCAUUAUUUUCUUAUUUAACAAGAACAUGGGAUGGUUAUUGGUUGACAAUAUCUAUUCCGGCGUUUACGUUAUUGUCGUUUUACUGGCUGAUACCCGAAUCUCCACGCUGGCUAUUAGCUGUUGGGAAAGUUGAACGGGCACGGGAAGUUUUGGUAAAAGCGGCUAAAAGGAACAAAAUAUCUGAAGAUAAAGUCACUGCGGCAAUUGUAGCUCAUGAAAAUUUAUCAACAAAAGACACCAACACCUUCAAUGAUAACGGUAGUGAACAUAAAACCUACAAUGUAAUUGAUUUAGUGCGAACGCCAAACAUGAGGAUAAAAACUCUGUGUAUUGUUUUCAAUUGGUUCAAAUGUGGGAUGGUCUUCUUUGGUAUCGAACACUAUCUCGGUCACUUGAGUGAAAAUGUGUUAAGUGAUCUCGCUAUUUCAGCUGCAUUCCAAUUCCCAGGGCUACUACUCAUUUAUAUUUUGAUAUCACGCGUGUCACGUUUGAAAAUUUUAAUAGGCGCAAAUAUUUUGUCGGGAAUAAGUUUACUGUUGAUUGCUGCAUUUUAUGAUAAUUAUACUGUCAAACUCAUACUAGUCACAAUCGUUAUUACUUGCAUGACUUUGAGUUUUCCUACAAUUUAUCUGUAUACCGGAGAACUGUUUCCGACCGUCAUAAGAAAUAUCGGAUUUGGAGUUUGCAGUGUCGCUUCGAAAUUAGGCAGCAUAGUUGCACCAUUUUUAGUUGACAAUAUUGAUGAUUUAGCUUUUUGGAUAGUACCAGUCGUUUUCGGUCUUGGCCCUAUUAUCGGUGCCAUUCUCUGCUACUGGUUACCAGAAACAAUGGACUGUCGAUUACCCGAGACUAUUGAAGACGGUGAAAAUUUCAAAAAAAAAAAUAAGGAAACUCCUAAAUAAUAAUUUAUUAUUUUCACGGAGUCAUGGAUCUGUUCAUUUUUUAUCUCACUAUUUUGUACAACUAAAUGUUAAAUAAUUACAUUUAUUUAGGAUAUUUAUUAUUAAU
Molecule: messenger RNA, 2029 nt
Organism: Microplitis mediator
Lineage: Eukaryota; Metazoa; Arthropoda; Insecta; Hymenoptera; Braconidae
Product: organic cation transporter protein-like
Exons: 11
Coding region: 421-1923 (500 amino acids)
Biological process (GO): transmembrane transport
Cellular component (GO): membrane
Molecular function (GO): transmembrane transporter activity
Source: RefSeq, a predicted model, not a curated record